UUUUUUUGAGACAUUUGAAAUACAAAUAUUAUCCCUUACGUUCUUGAAAUUGGAUGAUAAAAAAACAAGUUGGAGAAAAGUUUCGUAAUACAUAACCUAACAAAAGUUUGUGCCGACCGUUUUGAUAAAUAUCGUAGAAUAGUUACAUGUCGUCGAUGAAUCAAAUUUUCCAACGUUUGAUUAAUUAUAAAACAUUAAAUCAAGUUUUGCAUCAAUAUACAGAAAUAAAAAUCAUUGAUCGUAAAACAUUUAAUUUAACAUUUAACAAUUUCUCAAUGAAAAGAAGCAAAACGAUUCAUUCUGUUAAUAAUAAAAUAAAUCCUAAUGAAAAUGAUACUUCUGAAACAGUUAUGAUGAUUCCAGAAACAAAACAGGUAAAUUUACCACAAUCAAAGGAUAAACAAAUAAAAAGAUCUAAAAUUAAUUUAAAAGUAUUACGAAAUAAGAAUGAUAAAUCUUUAGAAACAAUUAAAUUACAAGAUUUUGAGGGAAAGAAAGAAAUCAUAGAAAUAUCUGAUACGGAUAAAAAUGUAACGAGAAAAAAAAUAAGAGCAAUAGUUGAUUUAGAAAUGAUGAAAGAUGAAUUGAAACAAUUAGAGGAUCCACCGGUUACACCAUUGGAAAAAGAAAUAUGUUCGUCUCGUCUUCCAUUUGAAUUUUAUGAUACACCAUGCGAAGAUCUUGCUCAAAAUCUAUUAGGAAAAGUACUUGUUCGUCGAUUAGAAAAUGGAACGAUAUUAAAAGGUAGAAUUGUGGAAACUGAAGGUUACUUAGGAGAAAUUGAUAAAGCAUCUCAUGCAUAUCAAAACAAAGUUACACCUCGCAACAUACCGAUGUACAUGUCACCUGGAACAAUUUACAUAUACAUGACUUACGGCAUGUACUAUUGCUUUAACAUAUCUAGUAAAGGUGAUGGAAGUGCUGUACUAAUAAGAGCUGUCGAACCUUUAGAAGGCAUGGAAUAUAUGACUAGUCAACGAAUUAUGAAAAAAAAAUCUAAUAUGUCGAAAGGAACUAUCAAAGAUUUCAAAGUACACGAACUCUGUAAUGGACCUUCAAAACUUUGUAUGUCUUUUCAAUUAAAUAAAAAUCAUAAUAAAUAUUCGCUAUGCGAAUGGAAAGGUCUUUGGAUAGAAGAUGAUUCGUAUCAAGAAGAAAUCAAAAUUAUUCAAUGUGCAAGAAUAGGUAUUGAUAGUUGUGGUCCUGAAUGGUCACGUAAACCCUUACGUUAUUAUAUCUAUGGUAAUAAAUCUGUCAGCAAACGUGACAAAAAAGCGGAAGCGUUAAUAAUAAAUACCUAAAAAAAAAAAAAAAAAUUGAUAAUUAUUAUACGAAA
This is a messenger RNA of Polistes dominula (European paper wasp), 1336 nucleotides long. RefSeq lists its product as uncharacterized. The record is from RefSeq and is a predicted model, not a curated record. Gene Ontology annotation, molecular function: alkylbase DNA N-glycosylase activity; DNA binding. Gene Ontology annotation, biological process: base-excision repair. NCBI's taxonomy places the organism in Eukaryota, Metazoa, Arthropoda, Insecta, Hymenoptera, Vespidae.